Symbiodinium natans is the source of this 4026-nucleotide messenger RNA. The record is from the annotation of a GenBank genome assembly. NCBI's taxonomy places the organism in Eukaryota, Dinophyceae, Suessiales, Symbiodiniaceae.
AUGGCGGCUUCGCCAGAGACGCCAGUGCGGCGAGCAAAGCUCAAGACCGCAUUGGUCCUUGCGGGUGUUUCAAAGUCACCCAGUCCAAGCCCAUCUGUUGCUUUUGAUGCGGAGUCGCCUGCACCAUCACCGUCACCCUCCGCGUCCCCGCGCGAUUUAAGAAGCGCUGCAGCGGCUGCAUUGCGGUCGCCUGCUGCAAGUGCGGCGCAAGUUCCGACUGAAGCCAAUGCCGAGGAUGGCGACAGCGUACGGAAACGGAGAGCUGGAGCAGCUGGACGGUUGAAGGCCUCCGUUAUGUCGGCGGUUCAGGCAAGCCCGGAGUUUUUUCCCGACGAGGAUGCGACUCCAAGCGCAUCCCCCAGCGGUCGACCUGGAGCCGUCCCCAAGCUCAAGGGUUGGUUGCCAUCAGGUUCUGCCAGUCGUCUGGAUGUGGACGAGAUGGAAGAAAGUGAUGCAAAGGUGGCAGGUGAAAAAAGUGAAAGAAGUGGUAAGGGAAGGGUGUUCAGACGUCGAAGCAGCGGCGGGUUCAAAACGGUAGCCUUGCAUGGGCUGGCGGCUUUUUCUGCAUUAAAGUCGGAGCUCGACGCGAGGAACCAGGAUGCAGACGAGGACAAUGCUGUGCAAAACCCCAACGAGGUCAUUCUGCCCCCAGAUGACGACAGCGACGAUGAGGAAGAGGAAGAGGCAGAGCGUGACUUCCUCUCCGCUUUGCAGCGUGUUCAGAGCAGCGGAAAGCUCUCCAUGCGCGAGCUGUUGUCAUGCGGCAAGGAGCUCAGGCAGCAAACCAUCUUCCAGGAUAAACCUGAUGCCACCAUCAUCGCCGGGUUCCGAUCUGCCAAGUACCUGGACGUGCAAGGAAACGAAGUUCUCUGGAGCAGGGGUGGGCUUUGCGACAGCAUCCUCGAAGCAGAGUCACCUCUCGUCCUUCUGCUGAGCGGCAAGGUCAGCGUUGCCAAGCCAGGCCUCCCCGAAGGGGAGAAGAUGCACAAGGGUGGCGUGGUAAAUGCUGGCGAUCCAGAUGUGCUUGGCAUGGUGGUUGAGCAGGAGUGCUCUGUGCUUUAUGUGGACCUACCGCGUGUGGAGAAGGACAUGGCAGACCUGCAGGCAGCGCGUGAGCAAGUGGAGCGCGAGCUGCGGAGGGGAAGGCAGCCAGCUACGUGGCCAGAGGAGCUCAUCAACCAGCUGGUUUUAUGCAUCCAGGACCUUCCUUUCUUUGAGGACUUUGCCUUCCCACAACUCCGGAGUUUGGCACGCGGCCUCCGUUUCCAGAGCGCCCGCGAGGGUGAAGCGCUGCCGCAGCCACUCCACCUGCCAGAGAAGCCAGAGCCAUCAUCACUGGUGGUGCUGUGGGAAGGCAAGGCAGGCAAGUAUCGCCGGGUGUCAUCGGAGGGAAACCCACUUAUUACGGCAGCCAGCACAGCACAGCUCGACCACCUCGCCCCCGUUGCGGAGCAAGGCCAGCAAGGCAUCAAAAAAUCGCUGAAGACUGGUGCGUCCAUGGCCCCCUCAGACAAGAAGGACGGAAUGCUGCCCGAUCUUGUGCCGGACCUGGAAGAAGAGGUGAAGUCCCAGGCCGACAAUGGCAAGGUGUACCUGAAGCGCUACGGCGACCUGCGACUAGGUUUCGUGCUCGGGCAGCGCGACAUGGUUGACCCGGGAGGGCCCAAAAUGCACGAGCCCACUGUGCGAUGCGAGGGCCGCUGCAAGAUUCUGCGCUUGUUGCGGCGCGACUAUCUCCACUGCCUCAAGGAGGCGCAAGUCGAGAAGCACUGCAUUGUGCAUGCGCUGCGGAACAUCCCUCCCUCCAGGCCGGGUGAGCCCCACCAUCGCUCCGAGGAGCAACUCUCGCUUUUGGCCAAACUGGUGAAAAACACUCCUGAGUUAAAAGGCUUUGAGAGGCCAACGCUAAUGCAGGUGCUUGGCGCUGCCACCUACAUUAAUGCUGGCCCAGGCCACGUCCUCUGUAAACAAGGGCAAAUCGGAGACCGGUUUUAUGCCAUCAUCGAAGGCCUGGUCAGCAUACAUGUCCGGCCGAAGUUGGCCCUGGAGGAGGGACAUGCAAUGAGUGCAGUCGCCGAGAGGAGUGGCAACAGCGCUUUUGUCAAGGCGAUGCUGACAGCCCUUGUGGCUGAGCGUGCGUCCCGGCCAGCAAUUCCAGAGCCAGCUCAGAAGGAUCAGAAGGAUCAGAAGGUAGGAUCGAAAGAAAGGAAAGGGGCCUCCGCCUCCGUGGAGAUCUCACCGAGCCCUAGUUCCAGCAUUGCGCCCUCCGCAGCUGGAUCCAUGACGCCGGCGUCCUUCCCGGACCUCCCCAGAGGAGCUAUGCGUCGGCGCAAAGGUGUGCGCAUGGUUUUGGGUGACGAGGGCCCAAAAGACUCAAAAGACUCUUCCGAAGCCAAGCGGGGCUCCGUCAAGAUUCAGAUUCAGUUUGCUGAGCCGACGCAGGAACCACCUUCCCUACCGCCCUCGCCACAGGCUCAGCCACCCGACUCACCCGACUCACCCGACCUCGAGCUAGAGUCGUCGCACUCCGGCAUACCCUCGGAGACGGAAGGGACGGAAACGUCUUCAAAGCUCAACCUCCGCACAAUGCUACAGGACCGAGGUGGCCUCUUCUGGCAUGGAGUCAGGUCACGAAUGAAGGGCUCCAAGAAGCCGCAAGUAGACCUCGGGAAGAUGGUGAACCGCUUGGGACCCGGGGCUGCCUUUGGUGCCAAGACGCUGCUCAAGAAGGAGGCGAGAACUGCUUCGGUGAUGACAGUUGAGCCGACAAAGCUUCUGGUCGUUACCCGGGAAGAUUACGUGGCUCUUGUUGGCUCCAUGGAGGAGGCGAAACGUCGCGAGGCCGCCGAGUUCCUCUGCCGCCAUGUGCUGCAGGUCGAAGUGCGUGCUGGGAGCAACCGGGCCCUUGACCAUUUGCAUCCUGCCCUCCGACAGCGAAUGGUGCGGACAUCGAAGGCUAUGACAAGCUGCACUUUGGAUCGGGGAAGUGUUCUUCUGCGCCACGGCGAACCUGACUGCAAGGAGGUGACAAUCCUACGGCAGGGUGCCGUGGCCUACUGCUACCCGCCGGGCCACGAGGGCAAGGAAGCACCGCGGUCUGCCCGCACGCUGCGCUACGCAGCUGCAGCCAUGCCAGCAUCGCAGAUUGUCACCACAGCGGGAGAGCUUAUUGGUGUCUAUUCCGCUUUGUUAAAGUCCCCAGAACCUGCCACAGUUCGCGUGGAAAGCGCAACAUGCGACAUCUAUCGGGUACCAUGGGCUGAUUUGCAGCGAGUCUUGACGCAGCGAAAUGUGAAGCUUCUUCAUGAGAGGCUGGUCCGAACGCAUGGAGCACGCUGCGAGACGUUAGCGGUGCACACUCCGAAGGAGAUUUUCCACGUGACGGCAAACGCCAGUCUCCAGAAUACCGUGCCAAGCAAGGAGCAGCAGGCCGUCAAGCAAGCAUUCGAGAAAGCUUUCGAUGCUGUGAGUCAGUUCGCUGAGGGAAGUGGCGAAGGACUUACGAGCGAAGCCUUCAUUCGGGCACUCAAAUCUUCCAAGAACUUCGGGUUGCAAAGUGCCAAGAAACCGAAGCCGAAAGCAGCUCCGAAAUUUGUGCCGGGAAGUGCGAUCGCUCGCGAAGCAGAGAGAAAGGCUGCUUAUGAGAAAGGCCUGGAGAAGGCAUUGGUGCAGCUUCAUGAGGCCGCCCAGAAAGCAGGACUUUGGGAAUCCUUGCAGACACUGGAUGUGGACAGGGAAGUUGCAAAAAGCCGGCAGCCACAGCAGAUGGCAAGUUCUCAUGUGCGUGCGCAAUUCCUGAAGGUCCUGAAGAACGAGCACUCCAUGAUCAUGGAGCGCUUCAUUCAGGAAGCAUGUCUGGAUCCGAUCAAGCCGGAUCUGAAUGCUUGGCUCCAGAAGUACAUGAAAAGUGACUACUUACGCAAGCAUCCAGACUUGCAGGAGCUUCAGCUCAUACUUCGUCGACAGAUGAUGCCAACACAUGGUGACGCAAGGCAACAUCAGCUGAAAGACGUGAGCAGUGGCUGA